AUGGAGAAGACUCUCUGGCGUCCACUGUUCGCCAUAUUCCUAUCGGCCUUGACAAUAGCCCUGGCCCAGAAUGCCCAAGUUAAAGUAACACUUCAAGAAACCUUCCGCACCGUCGCUCCUCCAAACGAUGCCUUCGCACACGAUGCCAACCAUGUAAACAUCGUCUCGACAGUUCUCCUUGGCCUCUGCCUGACCUUCGUUCUGAUCUCUCUCCGGGAAAGCAAACGCUGGUCCUCGGCAGUCCCGAUAGCGCUGACCCUCGGCGCGGCGACCUGCGUCCUCCCUGAGGCAGUGGAUAACUACCUCGCCAACUGCUACUGGGCCUAG
Colletotrichum spaethianum is the source of this 327-nucleotide messenger RNA. RefSeq lists its product as uncharacterized. Bases 1 to 327 code for a protein of 108 amino acids. NCBI's taxonomy places the organism in Eukaryota, Fungi, Ascomycota, Sordariomycetes, Glomerellales, Glomerellaceae. The transcript has a single exon. The record is from RefSeq and is a predicted model, not a curated record.